Caenorhabditis briggsae is the source of this 822-nucleotide messenger RNA. NCBI's taxonomy places the organism in Eukaryota, Metazoa, Nematoda, Chromadorea, Rhabditida, Rhabditidae. The record is from RefSeq and is a predicted model, not a curated record. The transcript is spliced from 5 exons. The coding region runs from base 1 to 822 and encodes 273 amino acids.
AUGUACACUCUCUUGGCUCUUUUGGCUUUGGCUGUGGUCCCGUCUUCUGGAUUCCACUUUGGAUUUCCAACUACAACUCCAACACUUCCAGGAUUCACAUCCAUUCAACCAACUCCAAUUUCCACGUGUCGAAUUGCAACCAUUGGAAGAUCUAUCAGAAACGUCUGUCCAACUGGAUACACUGCCGUUACCAAUGGGGAAUGUUGCAUUGCCUCUCAAGUCACCUAUUCUACUGGUACAACCCCUCGUCCUCUAUUCCCCUGCAUUGAUCGACCAAAUCUCAAUGGAAUCAACGAGUGUCCAGGAUGGAGAAGCUACUGUAAUGAUGUUUUCUACAAAGACUACAUGAACCGAAACUGCCCACAAACUUGUGGAUUCUGUUCAUCCACGUCUUCUACUCCUAUUUCCACUUGUCGAGUUGCUACUGUUGGAAGAUCUAUCAGAAACGUCUGUCCAACUGGAUACACUGCCGUUACCAAUGGGGAAUGUUGCAUUGCCUCUCAAGUGAUCUAUUCUGAAUCUACUGCUCCCACCAUUCGUCCUCCAUUCUCCUGUGCCGAUCGUUCGAAUACCAAUGGAAUCAACGAGUGUCCAGGAUGGAGAAGCUACUGUAACGAUGUCUUCUACAAAGACUUCAUGGCUCGCAACUGCCCACAAACUUGCGGACUCUGCUCUUCUACCACCUCAUCUACCUGCAUUGACGUCGUCAACCCAACCACCGGAAGAUCGGAAUGCGCUGCCAAUUUGCGACUCUGCAACAAUGUUGCCUUCAGAGAUUGGAUGAAGAUCCAGUGCCCAAGAACUUGUGGAUACUGUAGAUAA